Messenger RNA from Pieris macdunnoughi, 2655 nucleotides. The record is from the annotation of a GenBank genome assembly. Lineage: Eukaryota; Metazoa; Arthropoda; Insecta; Lepidoptera; Pieridae.
AUGUCUGAAGUAAAAGGAACAAAAGCUUUGGAAUUAUGGUGCAAACGUCUCGUCAAAGGUUGUCCCCAUGUUCAAAUAGAAAACAUGACUACAUCUUGGAGGAAUGGAAUUGCUUUCUGUGCACUUGUACAUCAUUUUAGACCUGACUUAAUUGAUCUUACAAAACUAAAUCCAGAAAACAUAUUUGAAAACAAUCAGCUAGCCUAUAGUAUUGCUGAAAAGCAUUUAGGUAUACCCGCACUGUUAGAUGCAGAAGACAUGGUCGAGAAUGAUGUUCCAGAUAGAUUAUCAAUAUUGACGUAUUUGUCUCAAUUUUAUCAACGUCUUGGUCAUACUGUAAAUGCUAAAGUUUCAGAAAGUGAAGCAAAAUCAUCACAGUCUUCACAGAUAACAACACCAAUCAAAUUUGGAAAAGUGGCUUUGGAUAAAUGCGCCGUUUGUGGACUUCCUGUAUACUUAGCACAAAGACUCAUUGUGUCACAGAGAUUGUAUCACAGGCAAUGCUUCCGAUGUUCUAAAUGUUCUGGACAUUUGAAUCCUAAAAAUUUUCACAUGUUGAAUGCAAAUGAAUUUUCUUGUGACUCUUGUAAAAAUGAAAAGACUGUCAUAUCUAAAUAUCUUAAUAAUAAUGAUCAAAUGGGAAUGUUGGCAUUUUGUAAUGAUGAUAAUAUGUCAAAUAGCACGAAUUUGGAUAUAGAAAAGGAAGACUCUAUUGUAAAAAAGGAAAAAACAAGACCAAAAUCAAUAUUAGAAAAAAUAAAUAUGUUUGAAAAUAAUAUAGAUAAAGAAAACAGUAUUGAAAGUAAAAUAGGAAAUCUUAGUAUAAAAGAUUAUAGUAUUGAUGAAUGUAAAUAUAAGGAUAUGAAUAUUAGUGCUAAUGAUGAUGCUAAAGACAGAGAUGGUACUAGCAGUGCUAUAAAAAAUGAAGAACAAAUUAGUUUAAAUAGUUCCAUUGAUUUAAGAACAGAGAGUGAUAAAGAUAGAAAUGAUAUGUCAAAAAUAGAUACACCAGAAAUAAAAUAUACUAGUACUAUUGAAAAAUUAACUUUUUUACAAACACAAUUAUCUGGAGAAGCAAAUUUUGAUAAUUACUCAAAUCCAAAUCAAGUAAUCAAUACAAGUAUUGAAAAUGUUUUGCCAAAAACAGAGCAAACAGAUAGCAAAAGUUGGUCAAAAGAUAUGCCAAUUAACAUAACAGAUGAUAGCCGAUUAGCACAAACUAAUAAAAAUUUAGAUAUUAGUGUAACAUUAGACAUUUCCCAUAAAGAGGAGAUUGACAAAGAUUUAUGUGAAAAGGAAGUUAAAAUAAAUGUACCUCCAAGGAGAAAAAAAAUAAAUAAUCCUGAAAAUAAAAUUGAAACAAUUGCUGAAAUGAAGCAAACAAAGAAUAAGAGUUAUCCUGAUCAUUUAAAUCCAUUUUCUGACGACGAAGAAGAGAAUGAUACAAAAGAUUCAACUAAGAAAGACAGUACUAAUCCAUUUGGUAGUAGUGAUGAGGAAGAUGAUGAGGUUCCUUCGAUACAAUCGCCAGCGGCAAAUGUACAGACAUCAACACCUGUAAGACGCCAUAUCAAAGCAUACAAUCCAUUUUGGUCCGAUGGGGAAGAACCAUCGUCAGAUGAAGAUUAUGAUAGUAUGAGUUCCAGUAUGCACAAAGGGUCAAUAACGGCGAGUACCCCAAAUCUUCCUUCGGGAACUCCUCGGCGAAGGAAACCCAAAGCUCCGCCUCCGCCUACCAUAAAUGUCGAGUAUUCGGCCCCAACUACAUCUAUGGAUGAUGUCGCUAGCAUUUCUUCUGUUAGCUCGCAUGCUUCAACUAUACACUCUGACCAGAAAUCAAUUGGUAAACUGACGCCAAGAUCAAAGAAGAGACGGCUGGCCCCAACCCCUCCCGAUACUCGGUCUAUGGCUUCAGGCUAUGGCGCCUCACUUGAAGCAGAUAUUUCUUUACGGAGUAACGCUUCUGAAGGUCGCAAGAAAGGUCCCGCACCGGGUCUUCCCUUACCAGAACGCCGUGAAGUGAAGAUGCAAAUGACUCCUGAAGAGUUACAAGUGCAGUUGGACUUGCUGGAGACGCAACAACUCGGCCUCGAAAGGCAGGGCGUGCUUAUAGAACAAAUGAUACGCGACAAGUGUGAGGGUGACGAAGGUGUUACAGCGCCGCAAGAAGAAAUAGAGGACUUGGUUAUACAGCUGUGUGAGCUGGUCAAUGAGAAGAAUGACUUGUUUAGGAAACAAACAGAACUUAUGUAUAUUCGUAGACAACAAAGACUGGAGCAGGAGCAAGCAGACAUUGAACAUGAGAUUCGAGUGAUUCAGUCGAGACCAGUCGUCAACAGGAUUGAUGCUGAUAAAGCCCGCGAAGAACAGCUAGUCUGUCGUCUGGUGGAAAUAGUGCGCAUGCGAGACGAGUUAGUGCAGCAAGUAGACGCUGAGAGAAGACGCGAGAGGCAAGAGGACCGUGCCAUUGCCGCCUCCAUAGCUGCUAAACGAGCACAAAGAAAUAGUGACUCCACAAGCUCGUCGAUCAAAUCGUCAGAUGUUGUGACACCGAUCAAGAAAAACAAAGUAAAAGACAAAGUAAAGAAGCAAUUUAAAAAAGCGAAACAUACGCUUAUUGCUAAGAAAAAAGACGAAGACAAAAAACCAAAAUGA